This is a messenger RNA of Scophthalmus maximus (turbot), 5325 nucleotides long. RefSeq names its product SKI/DACH domain containing 1 (gene skida1). The transcript has a single exon. The coding region runs from base 616 to 3141 and encodes 841 amino acids. Lineage: Eukaryota; Metazoa; Chordata; Actinopteri; Pleuronectiformes; Scophthalmidae. The record is from RefSeq and is a predicted model, not a curated record.
AUUGAUGAAGGUGUCUCCAGACUGGCGCACCUCCCCUCUUUGUCAUUUUAUUUGUAGCUCAACCAGCAGUCAGAGUCGCAGCUGCAUUUUAGCUGUUAUUCCGUUUCUCUCGGUCUCUAACUCUCUCUCUCUCUCUCUCUCUCCCUCCCCUCCACCCUCACAACUCCCUCCCUCCCUCCCUCUCUCCCUCCCUCUCUCACUCUCUCUCUCCCUCUGCCUAUUUUAUUCCUCUGGCUGAGGCAGUGGUGUACACCUACCCCUCGUCCUGCUGCCGACCAGAGGGGAGUGGAGCCGGCAGAGGCAGGUAGCUGCAGCCCCCGGCUUGGUGGACGCAUCCGUCGCAUUCCUCCACCAUGCCGGACCGGGACAAUAGGCGACGGGUGGAUGCUGUCGGCUCAUUCAAGCCAUGAGACACCGGCAGCUCCUUUUAACUCCGCAUGUCAAAGUUUACAUUGUCAUGACGCAGCAGCAGCAGCAGCAGCAGCAGCAGCAGUGUGGAUGGAUUAAAGGUAUGAGCAGGAUGUCUUGAGCCCGCGACCCCCAAUGCCAUUUACUGGUAAAUCCAUAACACACUGAGGGUGACUACAUGGAUUAAUACACUGGGAUAUAUGAAACAUGGGAGACCUGGAGUGUGGCUUUGAGGAGAUGCAAGGCGUGAGGUUAGGAUACCUGCUCAUCAAGGGCAGGCAAAUGUUUGCUUUGUCCCAGGUCUUCACCGACCUGCUGCAGAACAUACCCCGGACCACGGUGCACAAGCGCAUGGACCACCUGAAGGUGAAGAAGCACCACUGCGACCUGGAGGAGCUGCGGAAGCUGAAGGCAAUAAACUCUAUAGCUUUCCACGCCGCCAAAUGCACGCUCAUAUCGCGCGAGGACGUGGAGGCUCUGUACUUCUCCUGCAAGACGGAGCGGGUGUUAAAGUCCAACAAAAGGAAAGCGAAAGCGGCGCGCUCCCCCGGGGACGUCGACGCGUCCCCGGGGCUCCUGCGCGCCGACGCCGAGCUGUGGAGGGAAAAAGUUUGGUUCAGUUUGCACGGCGUCCCGGAGACACUUGCGCUCCACAGCAAGACGGGCGGGCGCAGGGAGCUGACUCCCUGCCUCACCGACUCCAAACUACCUCAAUUUUACCACAAACCCCACGGACGGGAUCACCGCGCGGCGACUAAAUCCAGUCACAAACACCUUAAAAACUAUGAAACAGCGAAAAUAACAGGGAACCACGUUACUUUGAGCCAAAGGCACGCGUUUUUCCGGAGCGCGGUGAGCCGGCAGCCUGUGGUGCUUCAGUCCGCCAUCGCUGCUCAGUCCAGGCUCUCGCGCUCUGCCGGCGACCUACUUCACAAAAGGAAGAGGAGGCGCGAGGGGGGCGGCGGCAAGGACAGCGCGAGGCACUCGUGGAGCAGGAGCAGACACGCGCACCACCACGGUCCGCCGGUGCUGCUGGUCCAGCCCAAACCGUCCGGCAGUCACGGGGCUUCUUUCGGCGCCCUCCACCUCGGUCCGGAUCUCUACCUUGACCCCAGACCCCACCACCACCACCACCACCAGCACCACCACCAUCACCACCACCACCACCACGACCCCGCUGCCCCAGAGGGCUACAGCAGCGACAGCGAGUCCAGCACCUACUCGGAUCGGGUGUACCCGGACUCGGACUUCGGGUCCGGCUUCUCCACCACCAGCAACUCCGGGAGCUCGGAGGAGGAGGAGGAGGAGGAAGAGGAGGGCGAGGACGAAGAUGACACCCAGUCGGAGAGUUCAGAAGUCAGCUCCGAGGAGGAGGAGGAGAGCUCCUCUCAGUCCGACUCCAGCUCCGUUUCGAGCCGCGUUUCGGUGCAGAGCAUCCGGUUCAGGCGGGCCCGGGUCGGUUCUCUCGCCAAGAGUCUCAGCGCCAGUAAAGCACCUUUGCUCCUGCAGCCCACGUUUCACUACAACAACCAGCAGCAACAGGAGAAGCAACAGAGGGCACUGUGCCAUGUUGCCACUUCACAGACAGCGGACAGUAGGCAAGGGAGAAGGCAAAAAUGUGAAUUUAUCUGCGGCGAAACUAGGAAGCAGCUGGGACCCAUACAGCCACCAAAAUUUAAGUCGGCGCCUGUGAGUGAGAGCUUUUUCACUGAGUCCAAAAGGGAAAAGGCGCCCGAUGCUGAUCCGAGCAGGGUAGAGCUUGUAGCAGAGCUGCCCUCUUAUUCGCCGGGACUCAAGGCCUUUCACCCCACAAGGACACCGGGGUAUCCCACCAAAUGCCCCCCGGGACUGAGCGCACAGUGUGACCAGGACAAAGACGCCAAGCUCCUCAGGUGUACGGAGAAAGGGGAGUCGAAAGCCACGGCCCUAAAACUGCCAACUCCUCCGAAAAAAAUUAAGACCGAGGCGGAGGAGUUCUCAGUGACCGCCGCCCCCCACCCGGACGGCGGCAGGACGGCCCGGACACCACCCUUCAACCUCCACAAUGUGAAAGUCAAAGUGGAGGACAGCUGGGAUGAAUAUGAAUACCACCACCACCACCACCACCACCACGCCGCUGUAGUCAAAUGUAAAGGAGACAAGGCAGAGAGCAGCAAUGGCCACCACAUCGGUGGGGCCACCGUCAAGCAAGGGGACUUUUUCCACAGCGGGAUUAAAGCCACAGAUAAGAGCCCCGAUGUGGGCCCCAGGACCCCGUGUGGCCCUCAGGAAUGCAGCGGCACCCAGGACGCGCCGUGCAUCGAGGACACGGAUCACAGACACAAAAACGGCAAGGCUCCGGUGCCGGGGAACAAGAGACCCCGGGUUUGCAGGACUCAGACCAAACAAAACGCGGCCCGGGUCAACAGGGCUGCCCCUUCGUCUUCCUCCUCCUCCACGUCUUCUCGUUCCGUGGGCGGCGAGGAGGCGUCCGCGGAGGAUUUACCGAGCAGACGCAAGCGCAGCGGCGCGAGCAGCGCGGCGUCGGCCGCAAAAACGCCUUUCAGCCUGAUGUCGAAUUUCCCCAGCCCGCCGUCCCUGGUCGUCGGCAGCGACGGGGAUCUGUACCCUGCUUACACCCUGAACUCGCUGAGGGGCCCCGGGCCUCCCCCUCCGUCCCACCCCGUGUGGAGGUGGCAGCCAGGCGUCCACAUUCUCCCUCCCCCACAUGCUCAGAGAACUAGGAAAUACUGAGCUGAGUGGUUUUUUUAAGCAAAACAACAAAAGCCUCCACGGUGUUUAUCUCCAACCUCGACGUAACCCGAGUCUUAACGUGAGCCCACCGAAAUUGCCCCAAACUUUGUCGGUUUCUAUUUUUUUUCUAACCCCCCUCCCUUUUUUUCUGUGAAUGGAUAUACAUUCCGCUUUGUUUUGAAGUUUGAUAGAGGAAAACCAAGAUCCCCCCCCCCCCCCACACACACACACACACACGCCCUUUUGGAGCCUCACGCACACAGGACCGUGAGACACCGCUUGUGGAUUUAUGCUUAAAAAAACUGUUUUUUUAGAAAUAAGCUACCGAUCCUAAGCAAUAUGUUAGAAUCUCAUUGUUACUUGAUUUUUUAUUUUAUUUUCUGAACUCGACUGUCUCCUCUUCGCCUUUUUCUAUAUGCUCGACCUGUUGGAUUGUAUGGUGCCAGGGUUUCUAUGGUUUGUGCUUUGUCUGGAAGAGGGGGGAAAUGGGCUAAAAAGAAAAUUCACAGCAUUCAUUGGGAAUCUUAAUCCAAGAUGGAACCGAUGAACUCCAAAAAAAAAAAAAAUCAGGGUUCCCCUUCUGUGCCAUUCGGUGCAUUUUAAAGCUGUGUGUUUUUUCUUUCAUGACGCUUGGCCACGUUGGGCCAAAUGUUCAGCUUCAGAGAAUGAUGGGGAGAAGAAGAAGAAAAAAAGGGGUUUAUUAAUGUCAAAUCUUUUAGUUCUCACAGUUAAGCCUUUAUUAGAAUUGACAGGGAUUGAAUCCUGGUGGUUGUGGGUUUUUGUUUUUUUUAAGUGCUUGUGAUCUGGUUUUCCCGUCUUGUUUUUGUUUCUGCCCAGUAUUUCCUGGUCUGCAAAUGUGUGUGACGGUGCACAGGCGCAGACACAACACGACACAGCAUCAGGCCUUAUGUACAGACAAUCAAAAAAGAAAUGUGGCUCAGACAGACUCGACUCGGGUCCCCAUCCAGGUCCACUCGGCCACAUGAUGUCGUCUGCGCAUAUUUGCGCCAGGGUUUGGUCUGUAUUAGUGCGUUCAGGGCACGAAACACAAGUCAGGAAAAUGUAAAUACGCAGACACAACGACAGUGUUCGAACUACGUUCCCCCAUGGAUGUGAAUCGGGAGGGAAAAGGGGGAAAAAAAACAGCACCAAAAACAGCGUGAACCACCUUCUAACUCCACACUGGCUAUACGCUCAGAAACAAUGGGACAGAGCACAAGUUUCAGCUUUAGUGUUUUCUGACUAUAGCCUGGGAAAUGAUGCCAGGGAGAUGCUGAUUUAACAUAUAUAUAUCUGUGUAUAUAUAUAUAUAUAUACACACACACACACACAUAUAUAUAUAUGUAUAUAUACACAUAUAUAUAAAUACUUUAAUUUGGAUGUAAGGCGAAACUGCAUUCAUUUCCCCUGCUCUUCAGUUCUAACGGUUUCUUGGUUUCCUACAGAUGCUAAUUUGUUCAUUUUUUUUGUUUUUAGUUGAAACCAAUUGUCUCGAUCUGAGCUAGAAAAAUACGUCAUUUAUUCCUAUUGGCUGAGACAGGCAAGAUUUAAAAAAACGUCCUAUUUGCCUUCCUCAUUUCAAAUACCAUCUAAAAAUCACUACAUUACUUUAAUGUAGACUCGGUGAAUGUAUUAUACCCAAGGGUCUAUUUCAUGUAUCCCCCUGUGUUGUGCAGCUCCUCAACGUGCACACCUUUGAAACAGGAGCACGUGGUGCAAGCUGCACCUAUGUGUAGGUGCUGCUGUGUGCACGAACUGCACCUACGAAAUGUGUGUGGGUGCUUCUUUUUUUUUUGAUGCACUGUGCUAAUUGGCAGGCUUCUACGUCGGCGACAAAGGAGAGGCCCGCAUGCUUAUGGCCGAGCCGGAUCACAACAAACCUAAAAGCGCCCCGUGAAUGAUGUCAGCCUCAUCACAAGCACACAGCGAAGGGCGCGUUCAUUCAGACGAUUGUAGGAACCAUUUAAAGCGCGAUUGUAAAAUAAAAAUGGCCUAGAGAGAGAGAGUUGGGGUGGUGGGGGUGGGGGUGGGUUUGGGUUGUGCAGAGAUGUCCAAAAAGCAAGUUUCACUCAAUCAGCAUGUGUGGAUACAUAUGGCUUAUGUUCUAGCCGUGUUAUUAAAAGCACCGUCGCGCAGUCACGAAGCCACCAGCUCACAGUGGGCCUUAAAAGCUGGGUUAGGGGU